Pogona vitticeps (central bearded dragon) is the source of this 1356-nucleotide messenger RNA. The record is from RefSeq and is a predicted model, not a curated record. Lineage: Eukaryota; Metazoa; Chordata; Lepidosauria; Squamata; Agamidae.
AUGGGAGAAACUAGUAAAGCAAGAAGCUCCAAGAAUGUGCAUCUCUCCUUGUUGAAUCUCCUUUUUCUCCUCCUUCUCCAAUCCACAGCAGGGCGAGAGCUGAAGUUUGUGCUUUUACUUUACCGGCAUGGAGACAGAAGCCCUAUUGAAAGCUAUCCUACCAGCCUGCAUAAAGAAAGUGAAUGGCCACAAGGAUACGGACAGCUGACUACGAUUGGAAUGCAGCAGCAGUACGAGCUUGGACAGUACAUAAAGAAAAGAUAUUCUAACUUCCUGAGCCAUGCAUACAAACGAGAGGAGAUUUUGGUUCAGAGCUCAGAAACCGAUCGAACAAUUAUGAGUGCCCAGGCAAAUCUAGCUGGUAUGUUCCCCCCCACUGGUGAGCAAGUAUGGAACCCUGACCUCCUUUGGCAACCUGUCCCAGUUCACAUUGUACCAAAAGGACACAGUCCGAAAUUGCGUUACCCAAUAUUUGACUGUCCACGUUACAGAGAACUUCUGAAGGAAACAAUGGAAUCAAGUGAAUUUCAGGCCAAAAUUCAACCAUAUGAGGAAUUUAUACAAGAAAUAGCUGUUUAUGCAGGAUAUAACCCCUACAUUCUCAAAUAUGUGGACAAUUUCAAACUCUGGCAUAUACAGGAUACUUUGUUUUGUGAGUUAAUUCACAAUUACACGUUGCCUAAAUGGGCAACCGAAGACAUAAGAGCAAAGCUGGAAGAGCUAACGGUUAUUUCUUUGUCAACAUUAUUUGGCAUUUACAAAAGGGAAGAGAAGGCUCGACUACAAGGAGGUCUCCUUGUGAAAAAUAUUCUAGAACAUCUCUCAAAUGCUGCAAAAUAUCCAAAAAGGAGAAAGAUGCUUAUCUAUUCUGCACAUGACACAACACUUGGAGCCCUGCAGAUGGCGCUCAAUAUUUAUAAUGAAAAAGUACCACCAUAUGCAGCUUGUCAGAUUUUUGAAUUAUAUCAAGAAACAAAUGGAUAUCAUACUAUUGAAAUGUACUUUCGGAAUGACACUUCAAAAGAGCCCUAUCCACUUACCUUGCCUGGCUGCUCAACUGCAUGCCUACUUUCAAGGUUUAAAGAACUGGUCUCUCCUAUCCUAGUAGAUGACUGGCCCAGGGAAUGUGGGAAGACAGAAGAAAUGAAAGGCUUAACAUGGGGUCGUAAUCCAAAGAGCCAGUACUUCUAUGCAGGAAACAUGCCUAUAAGAAGCUCUCAAGGAGAAAAAAGAGUGCUAGGCUGCAGGCCAGAGGCCUGCCUUUUUAAAGGCCUGUCACAUACCACAAAGGAACUGGAGCGUGAGGAGACGUCCAGAUGCAUAGGGCAGUUCUUCAUAGAGGUGACUCCUGCUUAG